AAAAAAAAUUGCAAAUGGGACAUUCGGCGGCGAGGAGACGACCAGAAGAGAAGUUCGGUCCAAGCAGAACUUCAAAGAGCCUCAAAUGGGCGAAAGAAUAGAGAGAGGUAGAGGGAGAGCUGUACAGGGAUCGGCGGCUUCUGCAUAGUAAAGUUGCGACACCCUAGCUCUCUCUUGUUCUUAAUUUCAGGAGGAAGGCGGCACUGAAGCGAGCUCUCUGAUUUUGCCGAAUUCUUUUAAUUCCAGUUUAAUGGGAUAUUUCCGAUCGAUAUUUGGGUUACUGGUAGUGUUAUUGGCGUUGACUAGCGUAGGCAAGAGUUCCGCAAGAAGCGAGGAGGCAUAUGUGACCUUACUAUAUGGAGAUGAGUUCGUUCUGGGAGUUAGGGUGCUUGGGAAGUCGAUUCGUGAUACUGGAUCGUCCAAGGAUAUGGUGGUUCUGGCAUCCGAUGGUGUCUCCGAUUAUGCUAAGAAGCUGCUUCAGGUUGAUGGCUGGAAAGUGGAACUUAUUAGCCUUCUGACAAAUCCAAAUCAAGUCAGGCCUAAAAGGUUCUGGGGAGUUUACACCAAAUUGAAAAUUUUUAAUAUGACCACGUAUAAGAAAGUUGUUUAUCUUGAUGCGGAUACAAUUGUUGUCAAGAACAUAGAUGAUCUUUUCCAGUGUAGGGGAUUUUGUGCAAACUUGAAGCAUUCUGAGAGGUUGAAUUCUGGAGUAAUGGUUGUAGAGCCAUCAGAUUCUCUUUUCAAAGAUAUGAUGAGCAAAGUGAAUUCUUUGCCUUCUUAUACAGGAGGUGAUCAGGGUUUUCUUAAUUCUUUCUAUGGUGAUUUUGCUAAUGCCCACCUCUUUGAGCCAAAUUUACCUGAUGAUUUGAGGAAGAGUAGACCAGCUCCUGAGAUGGAGCGAUUGUCUACUCUUUAUAAUGCUGAUGUUGGACUUUACAUGCUUGCCAAUAAGUGGAUGGUUGAUGAGAAAGAACUUAAAGUUAUCCACUACACACUUGGGCCAAUUAAGCCGUGGGACUGGUGGGCAGCAUGGCUUGUGAAGCCAGUGGAAGUGUGGCAGAAUGUUAGGGUGCAACUGAAGGAAUCGCUUCCUGGAACUGGAGGUGGAACAAAUCCUACUGAGAGAAUGUUGAUCAAGUUUUUGUUCGCAUGUCCCUUAUUCAUUCUCUUGAUCUGUUAUUAUAGGCCAUGCCUUCAGGCGAAUGCUGAAUCAGCAUUAUCCGUUGAUUGCAUAAUCUCAUUUUUUUUUUCCGUUUUAUAUUUCUACAGGUUGGGUUUGAUGAUUGCGGGAGGUAUAGUGCUGUCAAUUUUCAUGACACAUGCUUCCGAGCAGCUUGCUCUUUCUGCUUUUGUUAGAGGGAUAGAGGAACGUGAUCUUCCCAGAACUAGAACCGUAUGUUUCUUCUGUUGAUUUUGUUAUUCACUUGUUGCCUGAUUGUGCAUUAAUUUUUAAUGAUAAAUUAUGUAUUUAGUGCAGAGUAGCUUUCUAUUUAGGCAUUUUUUGUCUUACCCCUUUUAGAUUUCUGUAAUUUUUGUAUUUGUGUGGAAAAUAUUGUCAUGCACUGAAUUGUUGAGUACU
Molecule: messenger RNA, 1579 nt
Organism: Phalaenopsis equestris
Lineage: Eukaryota; Viridiplantae; Streptophyta; Magnoliopsida; Asparagales; Orchidaceae
Product: inositol phosphorylceramide glucuronosyltransferase 1
Exons: 8
Coding region: 251-1411 (386 amino acids)
Molecular function (GO): glycosyltransferase activity
Source: RefSeq, a predicted model, not a curated record